GACCAAGCAGGCGGCGGUGUGGAUACGCGGUCAACACAUCAAGGAGAGGAACCUUCGCUUGACCUGGAUACCGGACCGUCAACCUCUUGUUUUGCGAACCUUGCCCGGCGCCCGAUACAGCAGCAAGUAUUGAGGUCCAUCUUUUGUCAGCAUGGAUAUCCGAGAAGGAAAGAUCAUGAAUCAGGGGCAGCAGGAUGAGCUGGAGGUGUGGGGGUACCGACCCUGUUUGUGGAAAGUCAUCCUGGUGGGUGUUGGUGCCGUUUGCUCUGGUGGUCUCCUGCUGCUGCUGCUGUACUGGGUGCCUGAGUGGGGAGUCAAAGCCACCUGCACACCCACCUCACUGAAGGAGGCAAGCAGACUGCUUCUUAGGACCAUGGAUGACUUCAGGCAGUGGUUUCGUGCCAAAGUACAUGUGGUUUGGGCUCCAGGGAAGACGCCCUUUGAUAGUCUGGAUCCGCUGUCCACAGCUCAGUUACAUGAUGGAGAUGAACACCACAGCCUCAAAGAGAAUUACGGGAAAGUCACUCAGAGAAAAUCUUUUAAGGUGCAGUACUUCAACCACCACAGCAUCAAAUACUUCUGGAAUGAAGGGACACAGAACUUUGAACCAUACAAGGGCUUGGAGGAUACAAUUGUGAGCUGUGCAGACAUUCACAGCAACCAUACCUCUGGACUCACUAAAACCCUGCAGGACUACAGAGCUUUGUUUUUUGGCAAGAAUGAGAUUGAUGUAAAGGUGCCGCCUUUAUUCAAGAUCUUCAUUAAAGAGGUCAUGAAUCCGUUUUACAUCAUCCAGAUCGGCAGUUUUAUUCUGUGGACCUAUCAAAGCUUCUACGAUUAUGCCUUUCUAACUCUUACUAUGGCUAUUGUUUUAAUAGCCACCUCUCUGUACACCAUUAGAAAGAAUUAUGUGAGACUGCGUGGCAUGGUGAUUGCACACUCUAUGGUACAGGUUUCAGUCUGCAUGCGUACUCACGACAUUGAACAGAUCAUGUCGACAGAGCUGGUGCCAGGUGAUGUCAUCACUAUUCCAGCAAACGGGAUGAUCAUGGCCUGUGACGCAGCGCUUAUCUGUGGCACCUGCACUGUUUCUGAAGGCAUGUUGACAGGGGAGAGUGUUCCAGUUACUAAGACCAGUGUGCCAAGUUCAAAAACGAUAUAUGAUGCAGAGGAACACAAGCAACACACCCUCUUCUGUGGCUCACAUGUUAUCCAGAGUCGUGCUGAUACACAGGUGAAGGCGGUUGUGGUCAGAACAGGUUUUAAUACAGUAAAGGGCCAGCUUGUGCGUGGCAUUCUCCACCCUAAACCCACCGACUUCAAAAUGCAUCGCGAUGCUAAGCAUUUCAUGAUGGUAAUGGCGGUGGUGGCGGUGAUUGACUUCAUCUACAUCAUCACUAUUGAUGUCAUAAACCAGGUUUCUAUUGAGGUCAUCAUCACUGGUUGUUUGAACGUCGUUGCACUCUGCGUUCCUCCAAUGUUACCUGUGACUCUGACCGUUGGGCUUGUGAACGCUCAGCGGCGCAUGAAGCAAACUGGCAUCUUUUGCAUCAGUCCACAGAGAAUUAACAUCUCUGGUCUGCUGGACUUGGUCUGCUUUGACAAGACUGGCACUCUCACCGAAGACAGUUUGCACCUGUGGGGUAUUCAGAGAGCUGAAGUUGGCACUUUUUCCCCCCCAGAGACUGAGGUAGCUACAGAGAAUCUUAUGAAGACGUCGUUUGUCGCCUGCAUGGCUACCUGCCACUCACUGAUCAGCAUAGAGGACAAACUCUGUGGAGACCCUAUAGACCUCAAAGUAUUCAGUGCUACUGGCUGGAUCCUCGAGGAGCCAAGAAAAGAACAGACUGCAAUUUACGAUGCUCAAAUUUCCACGAUAGUCCGACACCCGCAGAAAUGGGGGGAGUUUGGCAUUGUGCGUCAGCUCCCCUUCUCCUCAGCGCUGCAGAGGAUGAGUGUGGUGGUCAGACAACUGGGACAAAAACACUUUGACAUCUACCUGAAAGGAGCCCCAGAGACUGUGGUUAACCUCUGCAAGCCACACACAGUCCCUCAGAGUUUCACAGAGACGUUGGAGACUUACACCCGACAGGGUUUCAGGGUUAUAGCCCUGGCACAUCACCAACUGGAGUCCAAACUCUCGUGGCAAGAAGUCCAAAACCUCAGUCGAGAGCAGUUAGAGACCAACAUGGACUUCCUAGGCUUGAUCGUCAUGCAGAACAAAAUCAAAGAACAGACUGCUGGGGUGUUGCUUGACUUACAGCAAGCCAACAUUCGGACUUUGAUGGUCACAGGUGACAACAUGUCAACAGCAAUAUCGGUGGCUCGAGACUGUGGGAUGGUUCAAGCCCAUCAGAACAUUAUUAUUGCUGAUGCUGUGCCUCCAAACAAUGAGAACCCAGCGAGUAUCACAUGGCGCUAUUCUGACAACUAUGUUGUGAACAACAAUCAGACUGCUGAGGUCAGCUUUGCUGGGGAUGGGUUGAAGGACAAGGAGGAGGAGCAAGGCUAUCAUUUUGCUGUAAGCGGCCAAGCCUUCGCUGUCAUCACACAACACUUUCCAGAACUUUUCCAGAAGUUCCUCUUGAGAGCCACUGUGUUUGCUCGCAUGACUCCAGACCAGAAGACUCAGCUGGUGGAAGUCCUUCAAAACAUUGAUUACAUGGUAGGGAUGUGUGGAGAUGGCGCUAAUGACUGUGGGGCCCUUAAGAAAGCGCACAGUGGAAUCUCUCUGUCUGAACUAGAGGCCUCAGUGGCUUCUCCCUUCACGUCCUCCAUCCCAAACAUCUCCUGCGUAACCACCCUCAUUAGGGAGGGCCGUGCGGCUCUUAUCACAUCCUUCUCUGUGUUCAAAUUCAUGGCCCUCUUCAGCAUCAUCCAAUUCUGCAGUGUCAAUCUUCUCAUCUCAAUUCCCAGCUGGUUUGGAAACGCUCAGGUUGUGUUUAUUGACUACGGCAUUUGUUUAUUCCUUCCCUUUACAAUGAGUCUGAACCCCGCAUGGAAGAAGGUGGUGCGACGUACCCCACCAUCCAGUUUGAUCACCGCCCAGAUGCUCUUCUCAGUUUUGUCUCAGGUCUCCAACGCCGUGCUCUUCCAAUUUGGGGCGUUUUUUUUAGUACAACAACAGAGUUGGUAUCAUACGCUUGACCCGGGGGUCUGCAAUGAGUCCAGUGUCAGUGAGCACAGCCCCAACAAAACUGAAGAAAUAGACGUGUUCAACACCCAGGUCUUUGAAAACACCACCCUCUUCUAUGUUUCUAUCUUCCAGUACUUCAUUGUUGCCGUUGUCUUCUGCAAAGGAAAGCCUUUCAGGCGACCAAGCUAUGAAAACUGGCCGUUUGUUUUGUCCUGCUUUGUUUUGUAUGCUUUUUUCUUGAUCAUCCUGCUGUGUCCCUUUCCCGCUGUAGACAACCAUUUAAAAAUCUCGUGUAUCCCCUAUGAAUGGCGCAUUACAAUCCUCAUCAUGGUUGUGGGACAUGUUGUUUCCUCUGUCACACUGGAGAUUUUGAUCCAUGACAACUUAUGGAGGAUUGUUAAGGCCAAAAUGUGCGCAAAGCGGACCACCAAAACACCUGCUGCUAAAACAGAACAGAUGGUGAAUGCAUGUAGUUGUGGCCCGGCCUUCCUCUCCUGGAUCAACUGUCAGAAUAACCGUCCCCCGAAGAGUAAAUACAAGCGUCUGGCUCUGGACCUGCAGGAGCAGGCUAACUGGCCUCCCGCACCUUCCACUAUCACCUACGCCAGCAUGACUCAGCCUCUCUUCUCUGUCCCAUUUUAGAGCCAAACAUGUGUAAACAAUGAUAAAUGCCACAUUUGAAAGAUGCAUCUCUUUUCUUGGAUGAUCAAAUGAAAUAUAAUUUUUAAUAUAAAAAUGAACACAUAGUUUGAUUUUAUUAAUCAACACAAUUAUAUUGACAAUUUAUUUACAAUGUAUAAUUGUACGUCAUGUAUUUAUUAUA
Nerophis lumbriciformis (worm pipefish) is the source of this 3959-nucleotide messenger RNA. RefSeq names its product polyamine-transporting ATPase 13A3-like. Gene Ontology annotation, cellular component: late endosome membrane. The record is from RefSeq and is a predicted model, not a curated record. Gene Ontology annotation, molecular function: ATPase-coupled monoatomic cation transmembrane transporter activity; P-type transmembrane transporter activity; ATP binding. Lineage: Eukaryota; Metazoa; Chordata; Actinopteri; Syngnathiformes; Syngnathidae. Gene Ontology annotation, biological process: intracellular calcium ion homeostasis; polyamine transmembrane transport.